Molecule: messenger RNA, 1551 nt
Organism: Penicillium cataractarum
Lineage: Eukaryota; Fungi; Ascomycota; Eurotiomycetes; Eurotiales; Aspergillaceae
Exons: 5
Coding region: 1-1551 (516 amino acids)
Biological process (GO): transmembrane transport
Cellular component (GO): membrane
Molecular function (GO): transmembrane transporter activity
Source: RefSeq, a predicted model, not a curated record
AUGCAGGACUCAAACGUUCCAAAGCCUGCGGCGAGACAUGUCGAAGGCUCGCAUAUUCCUACAGACACGGCCAAGAUUCACAAUGGCGACGCUGCAUUGGCUUUAUUCGACAACCUCGAGGAUAUGCAUGAAGGGUUUGAAGACGGGGAAGAGAAGAAGCUGGUUCGAAAAAUCGACCUAAUGAUCUUACCGUUCUUAGCAGUCUGCUAUGCAUUCUACUAUAUUGAUAAAACAACUCUGUCAUAUGCCGCUAUAUUUGGUAUCCGUGAUGACCUGAAUCUCUCUGGCAACGAAUACUCGUGGCUUUCCAGUGUCUUCUAUUUCGGCUUCCUGGUGUGGUCGUUUCCCACAAACCUGCUGAUGCAGCGAUUCCCGGUUGGCAAGUACCUUGGUGUCAACAUCUUUCUCUGGGGGUUUUUCUUGAUGCUUCAAGCGGCUGCGAAGAACUUUACCCAACUUGCGGUUCUGCGAGUCAUAUCAGGGGCCGCCGAAGCAUGCAGUGACCCUGCAUUUAUGCUCAUCACCAGUAUGUGGUACACCCGUCGCCAACAGCCCAUUCGAAUCGGCCUAUGGUAUACGGCCAAUGGCUUUGGCAUCGCUAUCGGUGGGCUGUUUGGAUAUGGCAUCGGCCAGAUUAACGGAUCUCUUCCCUCUUGGAAGUAUGAAUUCCUCAUCAUUGGGGCCCUUUGUUGUAUUUGGGGUAUCGUCAUGGUCAUCUUCCUUCCAGACUCCCCAGUCACUGCGCCUCAACUAUCCGACCGCGAAAAGCGACUUGCCGUCGAGCGCCUGCGAGAUAACCAAACGGGUGUGGAGAACCGGACCAUGAAACCGAAGCAGAUUCUCGAAGCUUUCUUGGACUGGAAAGUCUGGACCUUUUUCUUGCUCGGCUUUUCCGGCAAUAUUCCCAAUGGUGGCAUCUCCAACUUUGGAACAUUGAUUAUCAAGGGCUUUGGUUUCUCUACUUUGGUCACGACGCUCAUGCAAAUUCCCUAUGGAGCCUUUAUUGCCAUCAUGAUCCUGACAGCCGUGUUUGUCAACGACCGCCUCCCACAAGGCAAUCGCUGCAUUGUCGCGGUGGUGUUUCUACUUCCCAACCUAGCCGGAUCCUUUGGUUUACACUAUGUCCCCGAGUCCAAUCAGGUGGGAAGGUUGAUCUGCUACUAUCUAACUGGCUCUUACAAUGCCUCUUUCGUGAUUAUCUUGUCCAUCUUGACGGGCAACAUUGCUGGCCACACCAAGAAAGUGGUUACUAACGCGAUGAUAUUUUUGGGGGUCUGCGUCGGUAACAUUGCCGGUCCUUUCUUCUAUAAAUCCGAGCAGGCCCCGGGUUACUCCUUGGGCAUUUGGUCAAUGAUUGUGGCCAACCUGGUGGAAAUUGCAUUGAUCAUUAUGCUAGGAUUCGCGCUCGCAUGGGAGAAUCGACGUCGCGACCGGUUGCAAGGUGUGAUCUCCGGUAGUGAGACAGAGUACGAGAGACAGUUGGAGCUUGAUCGGACUGCGUUUAGUGAUUUGACUGACAAGGAGAAUCUCAAUUUCCGCUAUCUGUACUAA